AUGGCCUCCUCCUCGCCGCCCCCGAGCUCCACCGCCUCCCGCGACGACGACGACGACGACCGCCGCCAAGAUGCGAUGUGGGAGAGGCGGACGCACGCGAGGAUCCUGGUCUCGGACGCCGACGCGGGCUGCAUCAUCGGCAAGGCCGGCUCCGACGUCCACGCCAUGGAGGCCCGCUCCGGGGCCCACAUCAAGCUCUCCGGGCGAGGCCGGCCCCUCCCCGGUACGGACCGCAGGGUCGUCCUCGUCUCCGGCCUCUUCCGCACCGUCAUGGACGCCGCAGAGCUCGUCCUCGAGAAGCUCUUCUACCUGGGCGACCAGGUGAUUGACGCUGAGGCCACCGUGGUGCUCGUGGUGCCCGACGCCUGCUGCGGCGCGCUCAUCGGCAAAGGAGGGGAGGUCAUCAAGUCCUUAGCUGAGGAGUCAAAUGCUGGAAUCAUGGUCUCACCCCACGACAUCUGCUACGGUUUCCAUGAUAGACUGGUUACGAUCACUGGACACUUGGACAAUCAGCUGCAGGCAGUAUUUCUUAUACUGUCCGAGUUGCUUGACGACGUCCGCUACUCAUCCUCCGUUGCAAGCCUUAGUUUUCCAAGUUCAAGUGUUCGGUAUGGCGGUGAUGGGCAAGAUGAGCAUGUCGAAAGAUACCACAGCAGGCCUGACACACCCGUGAGAUCGCCUGACUACGACAGCCAUGUGCAAGGGACCCUCACCAUGGGUGUCGCGGACGAGUACGUGGGCGCUGUCAUUGGCUAUGGCGGGAGGACCAUACAAGAGAUCGAACGGGUUACGGGCGUGCAGAUCAAAAUCGUGAAGGGGGAGUUCAUACCUGGGACGAACGAGAGGGAGGUGGUGAUCAGCGGGACACGGGAGGCGGUCGAUGCGGCGGAGGCGAUGAUCGUGCAGCGGGUCUCGGACGCCGCCAAAGGUCGCCGCUGGCAGCAGGGUGGCGGCGGUGGCGACAGGCGGCCUGUGAAGGAAGUGGAGUAG
Messenger RNA from Triticum turgidum subsp. durum (durum wheat), 990 nucleotides. NCBI's taxonomy places the organism in Eukaryota, Viridiplantae, Streptophyta, Magnoliopsida, Poales, Poaceae. The record is from the annotation of a GenBank genome assembly.